AAAAAUUGAAAAAAACGUUUUUUUCAAUAACUUUACAAUUUCAUUAAUUCAUCAUCAUUAAUUUCAAGACUUUGAAUCAUCGUCAUCCGAAAGAGAUAACGAAACACAAUUUAUUAUCCAUCAUCACAUGAUCUUUAAUUUUUCAUAUCAUAAUUAUUGAAAAAAGACAACAACAACAAUAUAGCUAAAAAAGGCUCUUGUACAUAUUUUGUAUUAUAUUAUAUUGAAUAUUAAUAAUAAUAGUUAAUACUGUAAUACAUUAAUUCCGAUCAUCAUCAUCCUAUAAUUUAUUUAAAUAUAAUUUAAUAUAUAAUUUAAUAUUUAAUACUCAUAAUAAUACUAUUUAAUAAUUGUAAAUACAAAAAUGUCAACAACAACAACAACAUUGGAAAUUGCUGAUGGUGAAUGGUUAUACAAAAUUCCAUUCCAGGAACUCCCACUCGAUAAUCAAGUAAAUGUUCUGUGGUAUUGUUGUGAGAAUACAUUGAUGAAUGUUGCUUGUUUGAAUCGAUUUUAUUAUCAUUUGGUUUUGGGAGGUUGUUUGAAUUCUUCCAAUUAUCGUGAUGAUGAAGAGGAUGAUGUUGCUGCGUAUAGAAAUACUAUUUGGAAACAUAGAUUGUUGGGUAUGAUGAAUGGAUUUAUUGAUGAAGUGAAUUCAAAGAUUAUUAGUAGUGGUUUGGAUGUUUCGUUGGUCAAUUCAAUGAAUGAGAAGGAAUUGGAUCGAUAUUUGAGGGAAAUGCUCUUUUUGAGAGAGGGAAAUGCAAUCAAGUAUAGUUCAGUGUUGAUGCAAAUGAAAAAGUUGUGUUUUGACAAGGCAUCUGAUGUUGAGGAACAAAAGGUCAUUAAUAGAGAGAGAACUGUUGGAAAUAUUAACGUUACAACUUGGUAUGCAUUUAAAGCAUCCAAAUAUCCAAUGAUUAAGGAUUUAUCAGAACUAUCUCCUCAAUUUUACUUUGGAUUUAAAGGAUAUGAGAUGGUUAUUGAAGAAUAUUUCUUGUGUGGCAAUGCAUGGAAUGUUGCAUUUGGUAUUGGAACUGAUUAUGAAGAUUUCAAUAAUGACAAAUCCAUAGCUCAAUUCGUUGAAAGAAACUCUGGAGUUGGUUACAUUCUCGAAAACAAAUCAUUCAAAAUGUUUGGCGACUUUAUUGAUGGAACUGUAGGUUCUGAAUUUGUUGGAAAGAUCUCUGUUGGUGAUCGAUUUGCUGUCAUUAUAGAUUACGAUGCCAAACAGGUCAACUUUUUCAAGAAUGGAAUUCACAUUGCAUCAGCAAUUACUGGAACUCAGGAUUUAGUCUCACAAUCUGUCAUGUAUUUCCCAAUUAUUUCAAUGUGUACCAGAAAGACAAUUACACUGUAUCCACUCUUACAAACAGAUUAUCAAUUGAAUCCAGAUGCUCCUAUUCGAAUGGCAUCACCUGCAAAACAUCAAUACAACUAAAUACAAAUUACUAAACUGAACAUUCAAUAUUUCACUAAUUUACACAAUUUAAAUAAUAUUAAGCAAUAUAUUUAAAAUUUUAUU
This is a messenger RNA of Naegleria gruberi, 1522 nucleotides long. RefSeq lists its product as uncharacterized. NCBI's taxonomy places the organism in Eukaryota, Heterolobosea, Eutetramitea, Acrasida, Naegleriidae. The record is from RefSeq and is a predicted model, not a curated record. The coding region runs from base 365 to 1438 and encodes 357 amino acids. The transcript has 2 exons.